Spirometra erinaceieuropaei is the source of this 1694-nucleotide messenger RNA. The record is from the annotation of a GenBank genome assembly. Lineage: Eukaryota; Metazoa; Platyhelminthes; Cestoda; Diphyllobothriidea; Diphyllobothriidae.
AUGAAGCCGGGUCGCGUCCACUGGCCUACCCUCUUCAGUCUCAUGUUCACGGCCAUGUCAAUGGGCGCCUGUCGUGACGAACGCUCAAUUGUCGGCGGAUGCAUUUCCACUCGAGCGCAUCCUCAACUUCCUUCUAUGAACGCGAUCACAGACGAGGACAUACAAAGGGGCAUGGGCCUCUUCGCCACCGUCUGCGACAACUUCGGCCCCAUUAUCAACAUGGAGAAGACGGUGAUUAUGCAUCAACCGCCAUCCGACGCUGCCAACGUCGUUUGCCAUAUCAACGUGAACAGCGCCCGACUGAAGGCAAUGGACAACGUCACCUUUCAGGGCAGCACCCUUUCUUACAACAUCCAAAAUCGACGACGAGGUGACCCGUCGCCUGCAGAACAGUAGGUGGAAUCGUCAUGGUCUCCACCUAGGCACCAAGCUCAAGACGUACAAAGAUGCCAUCUUGAUGACGCUGCUGUAGGGGGCGGAGACCGUGACGGUGUCUAAGAGGCAGGCGCGGGAGCUCAACCACUUUCACCUCAGCUGUUUUCGCGGAUAUUGAAGUUGAAUUGGUAGGACCGGAUCUUGGAUACGGAAGUACUGGGACGGACAGGAAACCUCAGCCUCCGCACCAUUCUGGAACAACUGCAACUGUGCUGAAACGGCCAUCUCGUGCGGACGGCCGACGAGCGACUACCAGAACGACGCUUCUAUGGAGAUGUCGACACGAGUUCUCAUCGACAAGGGUGUCAACUCCGGCGAUAUACACUCCGAAGACUUCCUUAACGCGCCUGAAGAUCAAUCUGGAGAACUGGGAAGAUCUCGACCGGAACCGACAGACCUAAAGGAUAACAGAGGUAGGAGCAAUGACCUACACAUUGGUCUUAUUGGACAUCGACGAACCAACUGCAGCACCCGACGAUGCCAACUGAAGCCUUCCCGUUCACCUCUACCCGUCCCCCUACCCCGACGGCGUUCCAGAUCGCCUGCCACCAUCCUCCACUACAUUCCACGCCUUAACAUCUGCUGCGACGGGUGCUGCCCCCCACCACCACUGGGCACAGUCCUGACGCACCGUCAAACGCCAAAAUCACCACCGCCAGCACCCAUCAUUGUAACCGCAUAUUCACCUCACAUCGGGCAAGUCGGUCACUUGCGAAUCCACAGCACAGAGACUGGCGAACCAGUGCCUGGGACACUCGCAUACACUCGACGCAUCCGCAUCAACUGCCAUCACUGCCACCACACAUUCAGCCACCGAAUGGGCCUAUUAGCUCACAUGCGUACUCGCGAAAACCUGCGUUAGACAUCCGCCAGCUACACCACAUCCGUGCACCUUUGCCCACCAAAACUUGUACCACACAUCAACAUCAUCUACCAAGGCAGCACAAUGUCAUGCUGCACUUGAAUCGAUGACGAAGUGACACACCGAAUCUCGCACGCCCCACGACUAUAGGAACAUGUCCGACGUCCCAUCAUCUGAUACCAUCAUCAAUAACACCCCCACCUCCGGCGAUGUGGAUUCAGUCCCCACCUGUCCUCAUUGCGAUCGUCCAUUCACCUCACACAUUGGCCUGGUCGGUCACUUUCGUAUCCAUCGCCAAGAAACUGGCGAACCUGUGCCUGGGGCACUUACACUCGACGCAUCCUUAUCAACUGCCCUCACUGCAGCCACACACGCAGCCAUCUCAAGGGCCUACUAG